This is a messenger RNA of Notolabrus celidotus (New Zealand spotty), 6215 nucleotides long. It is a transcript of the gene wbp1, whose product is annotated as WW domain binding protein 1. The coding region runs from base 285 to 1160 and encodes 291 amino acids. The transcript is spliced from 4 exons. Lineage: Eukaryota; Metazoa; Chordata; Actinopteri; Labriformes; Labridae. The record is from RefSeq and is a predicted model, not a curated record.
ACAAGACAUUGAAAAGUGUAAGAGAAAGAAAUUAGAAGAACACCAACUCCUCUAUGUAAUCUCAGUUUUUACAGACGCAUCCAUAGCGCCCUCUGCAGUCCUUCAGCGGACUCCGUUUCAUAUUACUAACGCUGUUUCUGAGUCAAGGAAAAACAAAAACAUGUCGGAGUGCGACAGGCUGAACCACUAACUAGCAAUAGCCACCUGAAGUCACCUCAACAAGUCAUCGAUUCGACUGACUGCUAUAUGAUUUCCGUCGUGUCCACGGCCGACGACCCAGAAAGAUGCCGCAGAAAGCACUGGGAUCCAUUGUAGGUCUUCUUUGUACCGGGACCUGUCUGGUGGAGGGAAAGGAGUUCUGUUUUGGGGUAAACAAUGAGCAGUACCGCUGUGAGAUGGGCUACUGCUGUGGAGAGAGAGAGUGCUGCACCUACUACUAUGAGCUCUGGUGGUUCUGGUUGGUAUGGACCCUGAUCAUCAUGUUAAGCUGCUGCUGCGCCUACAGACACAGGAGGGUUAAAAUGCGUCUUCAGCAAGAGCAACGUCAACGUGAGAUUAGCCUUAUGGCCUAUCAGGGUGCCUCCAGCUCCUUCAUUUCCCCUCCACCACUCAAUUUAAGGUUCUGGAACGACUGCAAGCUUCCUGACUAUGAGGAAGUAGUGGGUCACCCACCGACACCGCCUCCACCUUACUCUGAAAGCUCACCUGAGGCAGCUCCAGCCCUCCCUGCACUAGUGAACCAGCCUGACACUGUAACGGUUCCCCCACAGCCAGCUGGGGAAGCACCAGGUUUGGACACUCAGGCGUCGGGCUCCUCAUCAAACCAGGAAGUGUUGUCGAUGCCGAUCCAAGUACAGCAUCCGUCUGAUGAGAACGUCCAGGCUCCAUUGAUGGCAGAGGAGGAGGAGGAUGACGAGGAGCUCAUCACUCGGCGCCGCCAUGUGACUGGCGACUCAGGGAUCGAGGUGUGCGUUUGUCAGCUGGAUGUGGAUGAGGGUUCAGGGCUUGAAGAGGAAAGCGACGAGGAGCACCGCAUGUGCAAGGUCAGCGGUCGGGACUGCUGCUCCGGGCAGCAGCAGCAGAACUUCAGACAGAAGGAGCACACCUCAGAGCUGCCAAGCCAGACCGCCAGCACCAGCACUGGGGACCACAUGGUGUGAUCCACAGCUUUACUAACCAGCCAAGCAGUCCGACUGUUUGCCCCUCACAGGAUGAUCAUCAUCACCACUGCCUGUGUUUUAAUUCUAUGAACUAACACACAGGCAUGACGUCACGAUGAUGAUAACUAAUCGUUACUGGCAUCUGAUUAGGAAUGAUGAAAACACAAUAAGUGGACAGUUUUCUUUUUUGCUUUGCUUUCUCUUUUGCAGGGAAUCCGGCAAACACUUGUUGAUCCUCCGUUAGGUCUGACAUUUCUAAGCGAGGGAAAGAGCGUCAUAAGAAGGCAGCAAAUGAUUGUGACUGACACCGGAAAUGACUGUCUCCCUUUGUUACUACGCUCUAUCUGAGCACUGCCUUCAUGUUUCUAUCUCGCCGCUACCCCCUGGUCAGAACAUUUCCCACCAUCCAGCCGUCUGACAUUUUACCUCUACUGGGAUGGCCAGCCAGGAGCAUACCAACACGGUCAACAACAUUUCUCCCCCAUGAUCCCCUCCAGGACUAAGAGUCAAAACAAACCUCUUAAAAACCGAACGAUGACACCGGAUGAAUCUACGCGAGCACACGCAUUUUGUUUUCCCCACAGCGGAGUGUGCUUGAGAAUUAAUGCUUGUGUGUGCUGUGAAAUCUAGGGCACAGCUGCACAGUGAUGUCAGCUGUGAGGUCAUGGCAACCAUCAUCUGCUGUCCUCUGGUGUGAAGAGUGUGAGACUCUUUGCAGGAGGAGAAGGAGGAGGAGGGGGGCGUGCAACCGCAAAUAGCAGAGAAGAGAGACAGGAAGAAGUUUGUUGUGUCGUCUCCGGGUUUUAAAUGUCACACAACUGUUCUUUUGAUAUCAUAUAGUGAGUGGUGUCCAUAGCUCAGAGGUCACUGAUAACAUGUUUGUAAUUAGGGGGGGUGACCAGCUUGGAGUAAUUUAUUGUUUGCGUGCACAUGAUCCCCCCCUCACUUUGGUUUUUGACUGCAUUGAAUUCAUAACAGCAGCCAUGAGGGCUGUGUCACCACUUUUCUCAUCCAAAAAUAUCCAUGUGAGCGUGUUUUACUUAUAUCAGAGUUAGCAUCGGCAGCAUUUAGCUCACUCUACAUAUUAUUGAAUAGCUUAGAUUUUCAUAAACAAAAAGUGUGUCGUAACUUUGAUAUGUUUUUCAACUCAUAACCAGCUACGCUUCAGUUAAAGCCACAGGUGUCUCUAUAAACUGCAACAAAGCUCCCGAGAGGGGCUGCUAGAGUGCGUGUGUGUAAGUGAAUGGAUGUUAAAGUGCAGAGUCUUGUGUGUAUAUAUCAUUUUAGUGCAGUAGCAUGUGGUUUGAACACUUGUGAGGUGGAUUAGAAGCACUGAUGUUUUGCAUGAGCAUGGAUUAUAUUUGAGUUCGAUGACAUUUUCUAGCUUCCUGCUUUGCUCCUCGCUUCGUCAUACCGCGGUGACACACCUGUACACACGCACUUGUUUUUCGGUCAAGAAGUGAUCUGAGAAUCAAAGUGUCACGUCCCGGUGUUGAGCCAUGCUGUCCUCUAAUGACAGUGGUGGUUGUUGGGUGGCCUCGUGUGAGGACCCUGCAGCUCUUGGCAGCCUGAGGGAUUUGCGGUGUUAUUUUCCAUUGGCAGCAGAGAGGGAAUGCAUUAGCAGUUUGAGGUUGAUGCAGGCUUUUGCAGGCUUCUGCAUCACUGUUGGCACGGCUGCAGCAGGAUCUAUUGUGCAUAACUGCAUGCUUCUUUGCAUGUCAUGUUCCUCGCCCUAUAUACUGUACAGUGUGUUUUCAAAGAGUUUGAAGCGGGCGAGCUGGGUGUUAUCAGGUCGGGAACACAAAUGCAAAACAAAGUCGUCAAGUUUUGCAGGAUAAAAGUCGACAGAUGAAAGAAGAGAAGGCACUGACACAUCGGUUAAUGUUUCACUGAGGGAAAAAUAUUCACAACUUCUUAUUUGUCUGCUCUGAUAUGGUGUGCAGGAAUGGGCACAGUGCACUACUCCUACAGAGCAUAAUUUUAAGAUAAUGGUGCAUUAGUGUGCUUUAAUAUCGGUUUAAACAUCAGUCUUAAAGAAGUUUUUCAAAUCCAGUAAGACAAGUUGGUCAUUUCAUGUUGGCUAAUAUAUUUAUUCAAGCACGUAUUUGAUCCGUGACUUGUGUUUCAGCACCGUCUGGACUCUGACAAGGACACAUUUGCAACAUUCUUGGCCUCUAGACGAGACAGCACUGGUUUCUGCACUUAAGAGUGUGUUACCUCUUUUCCUCCAACUGGCAGCAAACUCACAUCUCUGUGCUGGCUGAAGUUGUGUUACCGUGAUUAACUGUCUCAGCUGAACUACAUACUGUUUACAUGAAUGUGUAGAAAUACAAUAUGAGAGGCAGUGCAGCUAAAACAUCGAUAUAGAGAGGGAAGAAAUGAAUCCACAGCUGCCUGGGGCGUAAAGUGAAAGAGGAAGUACUUUUGUUUUCAUCUUUUCAUUGCAUUGACUUUAAAACAGCUGUAGAGAAAGGUUUGCAGCUUUGUGUCAAGUCGCUGAGCAGGUGUUUGAAUAUGAAGCCGGACUAACAUGACAAUGACCUUUUCAGAAGAGCUGUAGCACUGUGAGCAUGACUGCACACCAUUAGCAGAAGCCAUAUAAAAAGACAUUGUUUGACCAGCACACCUCAAGCUGCCUUCGCUGCAUCUCUGGAGAGAAAAUGUCUUGAUUCUGAAGCUGCACAUUGAGUAAAUGUGGAAAAGAGUUGUGCUGCUGCUGCCUUAUCAAAGUAGACCUAGCUGUUGCUGUGUUUCGUUGCUGACAUGAUCACACACCUGAGCUUGUUCCUCUCACUUUUUUUUUUUGAGAAGAGGAUGUGGUGUGAAAACAAGUGUGAAGUUACAGCCACAAAGUUUCAACCGUCACAUUCUGUAGAGUGUUCCGUGCGUUGGAUUUUUUAUAUCCGAGUGUGUGGUUGUGUUGAGUUUAACAUACUGUGUUGUUAGUUGUGGCACUGAUGGAAUUGUUUCGACCAGAGUUUGUUCUCUUUUUGUUUCUGGUCGCAAAAUACUUUGACCUGACUUGAAAGCAUGAGUAAGACUAGUUUAAAAAAAAUGUCCUGUUUGUUUUGUUUUUUUCUCCAACAAGAGAUUACUUCAGAACUUUCUUGUGAAGGUGCUUUUUUUUCUUCUUCUUUGUAUACAUAUGUAGAUGAAAUGAUAGAGGGGGGGAGGGACUGAGGGAGGAAUGGGGAUUCUUUAGUGCAUGAGUGAACUUGAGGUCCAUAGUUUUCCCAUUGCCAAACAACGACUAUGCCUCGCUAGUUUUCACAUGUUUACCAAGAUUAAGGGCUAUAUCUGUCACCCGCCAUCCAUCCAUCCAUCCAUCCAUCCAUCCAUCCAUCCAUCCGUCCGUCCAUCCAUCCAUUCAUUCAUUCAUCCAUCCAUCCACCCAUCUACCCAUCCGCCCAUUUUAUUGAGUGAUUGAUCUGCUCUGUGCAGAUUGUUUGACGCCACAGUUGCCGAGAUCCAUUAUCUGAACAUGCUCUGCAUGUGGAGCUCAUCUUUAACAAUAGCUGAUUGUAUAUGAUCAUGUAUGUUUGUGUUCUGGGCAUUAACUUUGCCUUUUUGUUCUAUCAUCUUCAACAGAGGUGCGUGAUGCGACCCCCCAGCCCCCCCCCUUUCCCCAUGAGUACUUCCCUCUGUUCUAUAACCAGCUUAACCAGCUACAUGCGUGUGUGAUGUGACGUGAGUUUUAGCUCCGCCUCCGUUGGCUCUUUGUGACUCCAUGCUAACGAACUGUAGCUGACACUGUGGCUCUUUGUUUUUUCUCUGCGCAGAAGGAAUGACAGAACACUCAACCAAAGUCACUGUCAUAUCCGUACUGCGUGUGUUUUUGUCGUCACAGGGUGUUUGGUUUCCCCACUCUCAGGUUUAUCUUAAAGAAGCAGUGAUAGAGUUUAAAAUGAAUAUUCAGCCUCAUAAAAGCCAAAGCAGACUUUUCACAACUCUUGCUCCCCUUACUUGUCUUUUGUUCUCUCUUUGCAUCACGCACCUCUGAGGUGUUUGUUAUUCUCUCUACGAGGCUAUGCAAAAACAUAAACCUACUGUAAUAUGCUGCGACCCUUUCUCUCACUUUCAUUGUCAUUCGUCUGUGGACACCAGUAAAAGCAAUAUAACUCAGUAUGUGUGGCACUGACUGUAAUCUGCUUUUUUGUUUGGUCUGUGUUUUUGUUAAAGAAAAUUAUGAAAAAACUUGUAAUGCUCUUAAAAAAAAAGACGUGGUGUGUGUAAGCUUCAGUGUCGGCUGAGGGGCUUGAUUUAAAAAGACAUUCUAGUUUCUGUUAAUGUAUCAUUUCUCCCUCCUUUUUGUGCUUUUCUUGCCUGCUUCCUUAACCACUUCCACUUUGUACUCUAACUUAAAGGUAAACCACGUUAUCAAGUUGUGUCAGCUGAAAGGAAAGAGUUGAACAUGUUUUUGUUGGAAGACUUUGUCCGUUUGCUGUUUUUCCAUCCCUCUUUUUUUGUUGCACUAACUCAGCGUUUUGGUAUUCUCUGUUUAAGCAACAGCUUUCUUCUAUUUCCACCUUGAUGGAUUCUCACUGACUGAUUAUGUAACUGUUGCCUUUAAUCCUCAGUUGUAACAGCAUCAACAUUUUUAUAUACUAUACAUAUGAAGGACCUCAACAGGGGACGCAGUCAGCUCACAUGAGGCAAGAACACACCAGGGUGAUGGAGGAACUUUUCGAGGGCCCCUCUUUUAUUUGAAAGAAGUUACACUCAGAAAACUUCUAAACUGUACCUUUUAUCCACCCUUGAUAAAACCAAACACAUUGAGGUGCAACGUUGAAGCAAUGUGGAGUCGUUAUUUUUUUUUUUGCCAAAAUCCUAGUUUGAGAAGGAAGCAGGAAUUUACAAACACAGAUCCGACACUUCCUACUUUGCUUUCCUGACAACUUCAAAUGAGCCAAAACGGUUAGAGUGUAAAAAGAAAAACAUGAACGCACCGAAUGAUGGAAAAGAAAUGCUUUGUUUGUAGAAAUAAGUCUGCUGUGUACUGGUGGGGUCAUCAUUUGUAUUUUAUUUUUUUAAUAAAACAAACAUUGGCACUCAACA